Messenger RNA from Drosophila hydei, 1242 nucleotides. RefSeq lists its product as uncharacterized. The record is from RefSeq and is a predicted model, not a curated record. The transcript has 3 exons. The coding region runs from base 1 to 1242 and encodes 413 amino acids. NCBI's taxonomy places the organism in Eukaryota, Metazoa, Arthropoda, Insecta, Diptera, Drosophilidae.
AUGGAAAGCUUCAAUUCUGAUGAGUUGGUGGCUCCCGCGUGGCUCAAUGCUCAGUUUAUUGAGGAGGUGCUUAGAAAACAUGAAAAGGUAGCAGAACUUAAUGUCUUGGAUGUUCGAAUGUCUCCGGCAAGUGCCAAGGGCGAUCACUAUGCGAGCAUUAUGUUUCGGGCGAAUGUCUCGUAUGCUAUCAAAGGGGCAAAACAAUCUAAGUCGCUGAUCAUCAAGACAAUGCCCGAUCAGGAGGGUCACAAGAAGGAGCUGCUGAGUGAGUCCCAUAUCUUUGAAACAGAGAUUGGCAUGUAUACCAAAGUGCUGCCCAGAUUCGAGGAGAUACUAAGCGCGGCGGGCGAUAAUACUAGACUAUGUGUGCCCUGUUUGUAUUGCUCGUUGGAACCGCGUCAAGUUAUGAUCUUUGAAGAUCUGGUGCCGCUGGGAUAUACGGUCGUCCGGAAACGCGAGCCAUUCAGUGAGGAACUGAAGCUUGCCUUAUUGAAGCUGGCCAAGUUGCAUGCGGUUAGCUUCCAUAUGCUUCACGAGCAACCCGAUUAUCUGCAAGAAUUCAAACACGGAAUCUUCGAGAUACCAAAUAUCCGGCAACACCCCUUUUGCAGCAAAGGCAUGGAAAAGUUCCUAGAUUUCCUGGAAGAAGUUCCAGAGUUGAGAAAGUAUAAGCCGCACUUCAAGAAGCUGGAAAAUGAUUACAUAGAUCGCUUGGAAAAUGUAAUGCAGGAGUAUCGCAAGAAUCGCCAAUCGGGCGGAUAUUAUGUCCUAUGCCACGGCGACUUUCAUCUGAAGAACAUGAUGUUCAAGCGGCGGGAAAAUGGAGCUUUGGAAGAUGUUAUGCUACUGGACUUCCAAAUGAGUAACAUUUGCCCCAUUACCAUGGAUCUGAUAUAUGCCGUAUAUAUGUUGAUGAGCAUGGAAGAUCGGCGCAAUAACUAUAAAGAGCUUAUUAACUAUUAUUUCUCCGAGUUCCUUGCAACAUUACAGAAAAUUGGCUAUAAAGGUGAAUUACCCAGUUCGGUGGAGUUCUGGAAGCAAAUCUCCCAGCAUAAGUGCUAUGACAUCUAUUUGCUAACCACCUGCUUGCCAAUGAUUUAUGCCCUUAAGCUCUACGACGUUGAUCCCGCUGAUAUAUUUCAAAAGGAAGACGUACAAAGAAGACUCUACCGAUUAGACUUGUACGUUCAGGAUGUUAAGCAUUUGUUGGCCAGAUUUGAGAAAGAUGGCUUCUUUGAAUAG